AGAUGUUGACCCACGAUGAAAGGAGAACUGACUGUGAGCGAGCCUUCGUUUGAGCCAAAUGAUGCGGAUCCCAAACGAAGAGCCGCAAUUCUCAUCACCUCAACAUCUAUGCCACGUCAUACGCUGUUGGGCGGAAGCGGCAGCGGCAGUAAGUAUGAAGCCCAGCCUCAUUCAGAACUAACGCGUAUCCCUGUUCAUUAUAUCCGUCCUGAAAAUGUUUCACAGAAGGAAGCUAUAGUGGUCAGGUCAAAGUUUUGUGUCACCGAGCAAAUAUAUUCACUCUCUGGACUGAACAAGUUGACAUAUAUAGAUUGUGGAAUGCUGCUGGACGAGUCUCCACUUUUUGAUCCCUCUUUGCUUCAGGAGUUGGACUGGAACAGCAACACCGUGUCCUUCUCUCCCCCCAUCUCACCAACCAACCCAGGAGAUGACCUGGAGCUCAGGCCGCUGUGCACAGCAGAUUUUGAUAAAGGAUUCUUUGAUGUUUUAGCUCAACUUACCAAGACAGGCGAUGUCACGGAAGAGCAGUUUGUUAGUAAGUUCAAGCACAUGAAGACAACAGGAAACUACUAUGUUGUCGUCGUCGAGGAUAAAAACCUGGGACAAAUUAUCGCCACAGCCACGCUGAUCAUUGAACACAAAUUUAUUCAUUCCUGUGCCAAGAGAGGCCGGGUGGAGGAGGUGGUUGUCAGUGACAUAUGCAGAGGGAAGCAGCUCGGGAAACUGUUAAUGUCAACGCUUACUCUUCUCAGCAAAAAACUUAACUGCUACAAAAUCACUCUGGAAUGUGCGCCCAAAAACGUGGCUUUCUACCAAAAAUUCGGAUAUGCCUCCUCGGAUGAAACUUACAUGCAGUGCAGAUUCUUCGACUGAGGAGAGCUGCAGCUUUAACCACCUCACAGGUUUUGGGGCAUGGACCAUUUUUACAUCUGAUAUCAGCACUUGCAAUGGGGGUCUUUAGCACUAGCUCCCAGGGAUUCGGUUUGAUCAAGGUAUCUUAAUUUCUGAAAACUUGAGCGUCAGUUUAUUGAAGCUCAGUUUGACAAUAAUCCACCCUUUGGUAACCGCUGCUACCUCACCAGGGUGGGUGUUUGCUGUUAUUUUACCUUCAUCCGUCUUAAAGAAUGUAUGUAUUGUCUUACUUUCUCAGAGAAAAAGGGUAAUUGAGUACAAAAAGGACAAAGAGCAUAAUUUUACUGCUACACUACAAGUAAAGACAAUCCUACAAAAACAUUAAAUUUGGCUUUUAUCAUAUGGAAAAAAAGUAAAGCUUUUUCCCCAUGUUACUUUUAAGCUACACAUUCUCAUUAUCCAAUUUGGCCUAAAAUGAUAGUUUUCUGCCACCAAUUAAUAGCAACUGUUGACAUUCAUGAAGAACCACCAUGAGAUCUGGGUUUCACUUUUCUAGUAUGAUUGGUACGAAGUGCUCUUUUUCUCAGCAUAUCAGUUUUGUUGUUGGGUACCUAUAAUGAAGUUUUGAAUACAAGACUGUUAAACUAUUUCCAGUGGAGAAAAAACAUUUUCAAAGGUAGUGGUAAUAAUUUGAUAAGGGUGUUUUUUUUAGUUGGUUAACUGGAUUUAGCAUUAAGCAUUUUGUAAAAGAAAUGACAAGUGAUUUUUGUAAAUUCACUUUUAUUUAAGCUUUUGUAGUUGUUUUAUAAUUAUGCUUUUAUUCUGGGGCACGUAUUUAAAAUAACUUAUUUCCAAAUGUAAAUCCAAUAAAAUAUUCUAUGAUCAAGAGUUU
This is a messenger RNA of Xiphophorus couchianus (Monterrey platyfish), 1744 nucleotides long. RefSeq names its product glucosamine-phosphate N-acetyltransferase 1 (gene gnpnat1). The transcript is spliced from 7 exons. NCBI's taxonomy places the organism in Eukaryota, Metazoa, Chordata, Actinopteri, Cyprinodontiformes, Poeciliidae. The coding region runs from base 16 to 873 and encodes 285 amino acids. Gene Ontology annotation, molecular function: glucosamine 6-phosphate N-acetyltransferase activity. The record is from RefSeq and is a predicted model, not a curated record.